CGGUGAGCCCCUCUCCCUGCAGCAGCCAGGGCCGCCCCUGUGAGGCCUCAACUUCGGCCCGUGGCCCGCAGCCUUUCUCUCCAGUGAGCCCAGCUAUGGCCCGAGCCUGUGGUCUUCUCCCAGGAGCUUUGUAUUCUAACGCAGGAAUUGGUGAGAAGAAGGGAACUCUGAAGACUGGAUUUCUGAGGAUGAAACUUUGCACAGGACAACAUCAGACAAACUCACAGUGAUGGAGCCCCUCACCCCUGAAUCCAGGGAAGUCUGUGAACCCAGACUAGGGGAGCUAUUGGGAAAUGCAGAAGGGCAGAACCUGGGGAGUCCCCCCUCUCAGGAGGGGGGCUUCAAGCAGAUGACAGUUACCCAUUGGAAAAUCCAAACAGGAGAGACAGUCCAGGCAUGCAGUAAGUCAGGAAGAAACCCUAUUCUGAACUCAAACCUUCUUAUACUUCAGAGUGAGCUUAUAGAAGGGAAAACCCAUCCUUGUGAUAUUUGUGGCAAAAGCUUCACAUUUAAUUCAGACCUAAUUAGACAUCAGAUUUCUCAUACCGGGGAGAAACCUUAUAAAUGUGAUCAGUGUGGGAAAGGCUUUGGUCAGAGCUCACACCUUACUGAGCACCAGAGGGUUCACACUGGAGAGAGACUCUAUGUAUGUAACGUGUGUGGAAAAGACUUUGUUCACUAUGCAAAUCUUCUCGAGCAUCAGCAGGUACACACGGGAGAAAAGCCGUUCAGGUGUACGCAGUGUGGGAAAGCCUUCUGUCAUAGUUCAGACCUGAUUCGACACCAGAGGGUUCAUACCAGAGAGAGACCUUUUGAAUGCAAAGAGUGUGGAAAAGGCUUCAGUCAGAGCUCCUUGCUGAUUCGACAUCAGAGAAUUCACACAGGGGAAAGGCCCUAUGAAUGUAAUGAAUGUGGCAAAUCCUUCAUUAGGAGCUCAAGCCUUAUUCGACAUUAUCAGAUCCACACAGAAGUGAAACAGUAUGAAUGCAAAGAGUGUGGGAAGGCAUUUCGUCAUCGCUCAGACCUUAUUGAACACCAGAGAAUUCACACUGGAGAGAGACCCUUUGAAUGUAAUGAAUGUGGGAAAGCUUUUAUUCGGAGUUCAAAGCUCAUUCAGCAUCAGAGAAUUCAUACUGGAGAAAGGCCUUAUGUAUGCAAUGAGUGUGGAAAGCGUUUCAGCCAGACGUCAAACUUUACUCAGCAUCAGAGGAUUCACACUGGAGAGAAACUCUACGAAUGUAAUGAAUGUGGGAAAGCAUUCUUUCUGAGCUCAUACCUUAUUAGACACCAGAAAAUUCACACUGGAGAGAGGGUGUAUGAAUGUAAAGAAUGUGGGAAAGCAUUUCUCCAGAAAGCCCAUCUCACUGAACACCAGAAAAUCCACACUGGGGACAGACCCUUUGAAUGCAAAGACUGUGGAAAAGCCUUCAUCCAGAGCUCCAAGCUGCUUCUGCAUCAGAUCAUUCACACUGGAGAGAAGCCCUAUGUGUGUAGUUAUUGUGGGAAAGGCUUUAUUCAGAGGUCAAACUUCCUUCAACACCAGAAAAUUCAUACAGAAGAGAAGCUCUAUGAAUGUGGUCAGUAUGGGAAAGAUUUUAACUCAACCCCAAACUUUAAAAACAAUCCAGGUGUUCACCAAGAGGGCUCUCCUUGAGCAAGGCCCCCACACAAAAGUGUGAGAUCUGUAGGUCAGGGGGACACACAGACAACUUAGAAAAUAGUUCUCCCACGUAAUGAGUGAUGUUUAGAAAUGAAUGGUAUUAGGAUUUACGUGGCUUCAAAGAUUUGGACAUGUCAGAAUUUUGUGAAUCACAGACGGGGCUGCUUUGGGACUGUGCUGCCAUCUACCACUUUGCAGCAUCACUGGACUCAGCUGUGAAUGCUGUCCUCGGAGAGCCGUGGGGCUUUACAGCUGACUUUGAGCUGAAACGUGGGGACAAGGAGGAGAUAGGUCUCAAGAUAUUUAUGUUUCAUUCACAGAUACAGUCUAUCUUUGAGUUAAAUCCCUUCUAAAGCAGAACUGUGUAUCUAAUCUUGUUAUGUAGAAGAGUGUUACCUAGCAAUUUUGACCUAUCAAAAAAUCAAGUUGGAAAAAGCUAACUUUUAUGAAAACCAUGACAAACUGGUUCCCUGUUGUCCUUAGGAUAAACUCCAGGCUCCUAAUCUCCCCAUCGUGCAUCCUGCUCCAGCAGCACUAACUGCUUUGUGUUCCCCACAUGCUCCAAGCUGUUUCCUGCCUCUUUUCUUUUGUUCUUGUCUGAAUGGUCCCUCCUCUUAGCUGAUUAACUCCUAAUCACUGUUCAAGACUCACGUGGCAGCACGUUAGGGAUGCUUCCCUCAGGCUCGGCUCGGGAGGCGGUCUGUGCUGCCACUGCUUCGUGCUCCCCUCUGUUGCUGUACUUUGGUGUGUUAAACUUAUGAUUUUAUAUACCAUCUCUUUCAUUAUAUGCUUAGUUCCUUGAGGACAGUGAUAUCUGGCUGAUUUAUGUGUCCCUAGUGUCUAGCACGAAGCAAUAAAAAACACCCCAAAAUCUCUGCGUAACUGGCAUUUCUCUUGCAUUGUCCUUUCUAUACUGGUAUUUUAAAAAAUUUGGGGUGUUUUUUUGUUGUUGUUUUGUAUCAAUACAAUCUUUUCUAUUGGAAGUAUCUUCUCUCAGCCCUGUUACUGUCUUCUGCUCCCACUUGACUUGGGAGUUGCAGUCAAUCCCUGCACACAGUUCACACCCCUGCUGCUCAAUGUCUGUACAGCUCGCUCACGACUGUCUGCUGGUCUUGGAGGGCAUCGUCUUCACUUAGUUGUCUGUGCAUCUUUCUAACUCAUUGAGGGGCACAGUCUCAGUGCACUAUGUAGCAGUUCCAGGACUGAACUCAACUCCUAUCAUUUUCCAUAUUCUCUGGCUCAUGUUGUCAUUUAUUUGAAUGUGUAUUGAUAUCGAUAAGGAAUAGUCCUAUAUAUUGGGAAAACAGAUGAGUAAGACACCAUCCAUCCUGAAGUCGUUCAGAGUGUAGUGGGGAGAUAGAGAUCACUGCACAAUGCAUCGAGUAUUGGGAUAGAAUUAUGUUCUCAGUGGUGUAGGAGCACAGGUGAGGAGGGAGGUGAUUUGGCACAGAAGAUCUGGGAAGGCUAUACAGAAGAGAUGACUUUCAACUGGGCUGGCAAGAUCCGUGGACAUUUAUCAGCGAAAGCAAAAAUACCUGAGAGGGACUCUGAAGAAACAAGGAGUCCUGACAGAUGGCCCUUUGGUAGGGUUGUUCAGUAGCAGGCAGUUUUAAUGCACAAUGGAUAACCAUCUAGCAAAACUGUUCAUCUUUGCCUCUGAAUUUCUUUCAUCUGAAGACUAGCCCAAGCAACCAGCUUUAAUAUUAUAUAAAACAAUUUUUUUGCCAAUGGGGACAUAUUCUAAGUUCUUAAGUUUUACCAACCCUAGAAGCCUUGAGGGGACAGAUAAUUCAAAAACAACAUCUAGUACUCCAUUUGUGCUAAACUCGCCAUUACUAGAGAUGUUUCAAAUGGUAUAGAAGAAGUAGAUAUUACCAGACCAUUUUAAUCAACAUUAUUGAGGUCCAAUUUUCAUAUAAUAAAACACCUAUUUUAAGUGUCAGUGUUUUGAAAAAUUCACACCCACUUUUAACCACCACCACAAUCAAGAAAAAAACAUUUCUAUCACCUAAAAGUUCUCUUUUGCCUUUUCAUAGUUAAUCCCACUCCAGCCCCAGGUAACCACUCUGUUGGUGUAAAUUAGUUUUGUUUGUCCUAGAACUUCAUAUAAAUGGAUUCAUACAGUAUGAAUUCUUUUGUAUCUGACUUCUUUCACUUGGCAUGUUUUUAGACUCAACCAAGUUGUUUCGUGUUUCGGUAGCUCUCUUUGCUGAGUAGUGUUCCAUUGUAUGAGUAAGCCAUCAUUUGUUUAUUUAGCCACCUGUUGAUAGAAAUUUGGGUUUCCUGUUUUGGCUCUUAAGAAUAAAACUGCUAUGAGCAUUUGUGUAAAA
This is a messenger RNA of Lemur catta (Ring-tailed lemur), 3990 nucleotides long. RefSeq names its product zinc finger protein 623 (gene ZNF623). The record is from RefSeq and is a predicted model, not a curated record. Gene Ontology annotation, molecular function: RNA polymerase II transcription regulatory region sequence-specific DNA binding; DNA-binding transcription factor activity, RNA polymerase II-specific. Bases 230 to 1654 code for a protein of 474 amino acids. Gene Ontology annotation, cellular component: nucleus. Gene Ontology annotation, biological process: regulation of transcription by RNA polymerase II. The transcript is spliced from 2 exons. Lineage: Eukaryota; Metazoa; Chordata; Mammalia; Primates; Lemuridae.